Messenger RNA from Tetrahymena thermophila SB210, 5007 nucleotides. Its product is annotated as phospholipid-transporting ATPase, putative. Gene Ontology annotation, cellular component: plasma membrane. The transcript has 16 exons. The record is from RefSeq and is a predicted model, not a curated record. Gene Ontology annotation, biological process: phospholipid translocation. Gene Ontology annotation, molecular function: ATPase-coupled intramembrane lipid carrier activity. NCBI's taxonomy places the organism in Eukaryota, Ciliophora, Oligohymenophorea, Hymenostomatida, Tetrahymenidae.
AUGCUUAAGCAAAAUGAUGAGUAAAUCGAAGACCUGGAUAACUUAUAUAUUGAAAAAAAAGAUGGAGAAGUAUAAAAGGUUUCCAACACUAUCUAAAAUUAGUUUUUGAGUAAAAAAAAUAAGAAGAAAAGACUAUUAAAUCAUAAUGAGAUGAGCUAGGAAGAAUAAAAAAAUAACGAUGAUAAAGAUUAAGACUACAUAAAUAGAUAUUUAGAUGAUCAUCUUUAUGAUUAAGACAUUGGAAUUUAAUAUGGAGCUUAAUAAAAUUACAAAUAAUCUUUAGAUACAUCUUUAUAACAUAAAGAGAGUAUUGCCGGAAACGAUUUAAAUAAAACAAAUGAUUAAAUCCUACUUUAAUCAAUGUACCCUACAACUUCAAGAAGAAAUACGAAAUAGCUUAACACAUAAAGGAUGAAUACUCCAAGUUCAGAAGCUGAUAUAUUUUAAUAGAAAAGAAUUGAUUUAGAUGACUUUAAUUUGACAAGAGACCUUAAUGAAUCAAGGGAUUAAGAUACAAGCAUUUUAAACAAGCAGAACAGUUCGAGACUAGAGUACCUAAUAGAUAGAGGUUAUUCAAGCGGAAAAGACUAAAGUUUAAUGGAAAAAAAAGAUGAAUUUUAAAUCAAUUUAAGGAAGUUAAAUGAGCUUUUAGCUAUUGAUGAAGAAGAAAUAAUUCAAUAAAAUGAAGGAGAUUAAAAUAAACAAAAUCAUGAAGAGUAAUAAAAAUAAUUAGAAUAAUUUGGGGAUAACAUAUUCAAAUUAAGCAAAAUCUUAGAAAAUUAAAAUGAUAUAAUUGAGCAAAUAACAUCAAGUAGACGAUAGUCUUAGGAGAAAAUACCUAGUUAAAUUGAAUUAGAAAACUAAUAAAAAGUUAAUGAGAGUAUAGAGAAAGUUUCUACUUUUAAUGAUGUUUUGAAAAGAAGAAAAUAAAAGAGGCUAAUAGGAGCAAAUGAAGUUGUCUAAUAUGAAAAAUAAAAGAAAUUUCCAUAAUAAAUAUCUAAAAUAGAAGAAAUUUUAAAUGAAGAAGGAAAUACAUUGUAAAUUAAAGAUCACAUAUAAAAAAUGAAAGAAAAGCAAGAAUUCCCAUCAAAAAUUUCUAAUAUUGAAGAAAUUUUGUAAAACCAAAAAACAUUUUAGAUGACACCUUAUGAAGAUCAAAGAGAAAAGUUGGAUCAAAAUAAAAACUAAGAUAAAGGGUUUUAUAGCGUUUUACAUAGAUUGGACUCAGUCUUAGAAAAAAAUAAUAACUAUUAUCACAAUGAAUAACCAGCUACUCAGGAUUAAAUUUUGAAUACUUCCUUAGCAUUAGAUGCUAAUUAGUCAAGGGUAAAAAGUCAAUUUAUAAGGGUUUUGGAAAAAGAUGCUUCUUAAUUUCAAAUAAGUAAAAUUGAUCUGGAUAGAACUGUAAAUAAUACGAGUAUGAUUUAAAUUGAUGAAAAAUACAAUUUAAAUAAAUAAACUUCUUAGAACACUGACAAUUAUUAUGAAAAAUUAGCCAAAUUGUAAAGUACAGAACAGCCUGAACUUGAGAAAAAUAUUAAUUCUAAAAAAUCUUUUUAUCAUGUAUUUUUCAUGGAUUCUGAAUAAAAUACAAAACUUUUUAGAGAUGGAUUUAGCUUUAAGUCCUUUAUGCCUUUGACUUCCAUUUAGUUUCGUCCUCCAGUUAAAAAUUAAACUUUUUUUAUUGGAAAAAGAAAGAAAAAAAAUGAAAAAAAGAAUAAUAUGAGCCCACAGCCCUCAAUUUUGCAUUUUAUUCUUUAUCUGCUUUUAAAAAUUGUAUAUAAAUACAUAAACAUUAUAUUACUAUUUGGAUAUAUUAUUAUGAUUUUACUUAAUGAUUCACACAGUUAAAUAGGGACUUAGAUCUUAACAAUUUUUUUCUAUUUCUUUGUAUAAUUAUUGCUAGAAUAUUUUGUCAAGCAAAGAAUCUAAUUUUAAUUUAAAAUUGAUGGAUAAGAAUGCAUUAAGUACUGCUAUAAAUCGAAUUAAUUUAUCAAUGUUUAAAGAGGAAAUCUCUACUAAGGAGACAUUGUUAAAAUUUAUAAAAAUAGUAGAUUUCCAGCUGAUACUUUAUUACUUUGCACUAACUCAUCUAAAAGCACUUUGAUUGUUUAGGAUUUUGAAAAAAUUAAGACUAAAAUAGUUCCUUUAGAAUUAAAAAACAAUUUUCCAAGCUGCGAAGCUAUUAAUUUAUCUGUUUUGAAUGGAUAGAUUAAAGACAUGCCUAGUACUUUUUACACUGGUUCUUCAAAGGGAUGGAAGGCAUUAGUAAAGAUAGAGAGUUUAAAUAGUUUUUAUGUUUCUGAAGAACAUAUCGCUUCAAGAAAUUCUAUUUUGAAAAGUGAAGAUUUUGUGUAUGGAAUAGUUGUUCUAACAGGAAUUUAUUCUACAAACAAUGGAAUUACAUAUGAAAAAGAAGUGUUUAACUCUCCUUUUUAUAGAUAUUAUGAUGUUAUUAUUUAAAUUAUUAAAUUCUGUUUAUUGUUAGUUGUCAUUCUAUUCAGACUUGGCCUAUUUGAAGUAGCAUUAGGAACUGCAUAUACAACUUACUUUUUUGAGAAAUACAUGCUAAAUAUUUUAGGUAUUUUGCUUGCUUUCUUUCCUUUAACCUUAUUUAUUGCACUCUCUUUAGUGGAUCUUAUUCAAAAAAAGCUAAUACAAAAAUGCGAAAUCGUAAAAAUCAACAACAAUCCUGAUGAAAUAUCAUCAGAUUAAUCAUCUUCUGAAGAUAAAUAGUAAAAAAAACCUUAAUAUAUGGUUUAAGUAAUUAAAGAAGAUUCAAAUUAUAAGAAAAAAGAAGGAAUAUAAAUUUUAGAUGCAUAAAAAAUAUAACAUCUAGGUGACAUUCAAGUAACUGUUUCAGAAAUAGAUUAAAUUUUGAUUAAAUCCAUAAAAUGUUCUGCUAUUUCUUUUGAAAAUAUAAUAAUUGAAGCACAAAACAUAAGAAAAAUUAUUGAAAGCAAUGAUUAAGAAAAUGAAAAGCUAAAACAGAAAUUAGUUGAGAUAUUAUAAGUUGGAAUAUUGUCAUGCAAUUAGAUAUAGAGGAAUAAAUUAGAUGAGGCAUUUAUUAAAGCAUUUGAAGGUAAUCAAUUAAGUUUUGAAGAUAUUACUGAUGAUAUGAGUAAUGUAAAGAGUACUGUCAUUGCAAAAGAAUCAAAUUUUAAAUCUUAUAAACUUUUAUAUUAGCAUGAGCUUUCUGAUAUGUAAGUUAAUAUUUUUGAAUCUUAAAAUGGGUCUUAUAGAAUAUUUGUGAGAGGAUUAGCCAGAAGUAUGGUUCAUAAGUUAAAAUGCUAAGAUGAUUUAGUUUAUAUUUAAAAUUUAAUUGAGUCUCCAUAAUUUAGCUCACUAUAAUGUUAUAUCUUAGCAUCAAAGUCCAUAGAUUAGCAUGAGCUAGUAUAGAUAGCUUCAGCUUUUUCUACUAAUUUUCAUGAAGUAAAUGAAAUAUUAUCUAAAUUUACAUAAAAUUUGACAUUCAAAUGCAUGACAUCUUUUGAGUAUGAGUUUGAAGAAAGUCUUAAACACUUGUAAAAAUCAGGGAUUCGAAGUUGGUACUUGACAUCUUAAACUAAGAUUAAUAGUUCGUUUUUUGAAUCAGAAAUCCCUACAUAUUCAUUUUUCUGUUAAAAUAAAGAUGAGUUAAUUCAAAAUAUAGAUAAAACCUUUGAUGAUUUGCGAUUAAAGAAACUAGAAGAUCCUAUUCUCAAAUAAAUAAUCAAGUACAGUCUUCCAUUUAAUAUAGAAUCUGAUAACUUAACUUUUAAUGUUCUUAUUAGUUAAGAUGAUCCAACAAAUAAAUUUUAGCAAGAAUAAACUUAAAAGGCAUUAAUAAAAUACUAUACUAUGAUGCUUUAUGCAAAGAGAACUAUUGUUUGGAAUUUAUCCUAAUUUGAUAAAAAUUAGUUUUUGUUAAUGGUAAAAAAUGUAUUAAAUGUUUAAGUGAAUUUCAUGGGUAUUGGAUUAAACGAUUAAGAUAUUUCAAUAUUGGGGCCAAGUUAAGUUAGUGUUUACUUAAAUGAUAAGCAAUUUGAACAAACUUUUUACCCAGAUAUUAUAAAUUAUUCGGAUUUUAUAAUUGAAGAUAUAAAAGAUUUAGAACUGCUGGUUUUAAGCUAUGGGAGAUAACAUUUCAAUAAAACAGCAAUAAUUGCUAAAUAAAUAAUUGAAAGAAACUUUACCUACGUAUUUAUAGAAAUUCUAUAUAGAUUCUAUGCUGGAUUUGCUACAUAAAGUUUUUUUUGCUAUAAAUAUUAUUUACUUCUUGAGAUCUUUUUUAGCUUUGGUAAUUCGAUAUAUCUCAUGUUUAACUUUGAUUUAUCAAUUUCCGACUAAUAUAGAUAUCCUAUUUGCUACUUGCAGAGUUAAUUUGAUGAAAAUACCUCAUUUAAAUCAAUAUUGAAAUCUUUUUUGAGAUCUUUUUACUAAGCUCUUGCUAUCAUCUUCAUAAUCACUGAAAUUAUGAAGGAACCAAUAGAUUCAUCAGGAAAAAUUUAUAGCCAUUAAUUGAUAUCUUUAACAGCCUUUAUCACUUUUUAUAACUAUUAAAAGAUCAAGACAGUAAUUCGUUCUGCACAAUUAUCCUUAUCUAUAAUCUUGCUUGUAGUUGAUUACUUCAUAUAUAUUGGAUUUAUUUAUGCUUUCUGCUCAUAAUAUAUAUCAGAUAUGUUAGGAACUAAUUCUGUUGGUGAGAUGUCAAAUUUUGGAAAAAGCUUUUUAGCAAUUUCUCUUUCUAUAUGUGUUGCAAUAAUUUGCUCUAUUCCAGAUAUUGCAUAAGCUGCAUACGAAACUAUUUGCUCAACUUCUCCUAUUUCAAAAUUAGCUAAAGAUAAAAUAUAAAAAUAAAUGGCAUAAAAAAAUCUAAAAAAGAAAACAAAAAUUUCAAUAGAUCCAACAAAUAUUUAAAAAUAAAGAUACUAAAAUAUAGAAAGAAAUAAAAAAAUUGUAUUUGUAAACAACAAAAAAAAUACUAAAAACCCUAAAGAAGAAGGCCUUUAAAUUAUAAAGAAAUGA